Tetrahymena thermophila SB210 is the source of this 429-nucleotide messenger RNA. RefSeq names its product transmembrane protein, putative. The record is from RefSeq and is a predicted model, not a curated record. Lineage: Eukaryota; Ciliophora; Oligohymenophorea; Hymenostomatida; Tetrahymenidae. The transcript has a single exon.
AUGUUUAAUAUAAUUUAUAUUUAGGCGGUUCAUGCAUUUUCUAUAGGCUUAUUUCAUUUUUUUAUUUUAUAUUCAUUUAAUCGAAGAAUUAUUGAGAUGUUCUAUUUAUCUACUUCUCCUUUUAUUUCAGUAGCAUUUUUAUAAAGUUAUUUGUCCAGUUAUUCUUUUUUAGAGUUGAAUUCUCUAAAUCAUCUAAGCAUUCUGGUUAUUUUUCAUUAUUUUAACCAUUUGAUUUAUCAAAAAAUGAUUAAUUUAUAAUAUCUUAAUGCACAAAGUUAUAGCUCGGAUCUUCUAAGUAGCUCACUUUCAUAGAUCCCUUUUUUGCCCAUCUUAAUUUCUAGCUAGAUAAAAUAUCUUGCAAAUUUUCAUCCUUAGGAGUUUGUCCUCUCCUCUCAGUUGUAAAAGAUUAAUUACUAUUAUCAAAUCUGA